Messenger RNA from Dipodomys ordii (Ord's kangaroo rat), 288 nucleotides. Its product is annotated as small ubiquitin-related modifier 2-like. Gene Ontology annotation, molecular function: protein tag activity; ubiquitin-like protein ligase binding. Lineage: Eukaryota; Metazoa; Chordata; Mammalia; Rodentia; Heteromyidae. The record is from RefSeq and is a predicted model, not a curated record. Gene Ontology annotation, cellular component: nucleus. Gene Ontology annotation, biological process: protein sumoylation. Bases 1 to 288 code for a protein of 95 amino acids. The transcript has a single exon.
AUGGCUGACAAAAAGCCCAAGGAAGGAAUCAAGACCGUGAACAAGGAUCAUAUUAAUUUGAAGAUGGCGGGACAGGAUGCUUCUGUGGUACAGUUUAAGAUUAAGAGGCACACACCACUUAGUAAACCAAUGAAAGUCUAUUGUGAACGACAGGGUUUGUCAAUGAGGCAGAUCAGAUUCCGAUUUGAUGGGCAGCCAAUCAAUGAAGUAGACACACCUGCACAGGUGGAAAUGGAGGAUGGAGAUACAAUUGAUGUGUUCCAGCAGCAGACAGGAGGUGUCUACUAA